This is a messenger RNA of Nerophis lumbriciformis (worm pipefish), 2061 nucleotides long. The record is from RefSeq and is a predicted model, not a curated record. Lineage: Eukaryota; Metazoa; Chordata; Actinopteri; Syngnathiformes; Syngnathidae.
UGCCCUCUCACGGGGGCAGAGCAGGCAGUAUGCAGGCUAGUGCACCGUGGCCCUCGACCUCAGGCCAUGCUCAAACCCUUACACUUGGAGUUAAAGGUAUUUGUGGACAAGGCACUUGGCAAGGAAAAACAAAGGUACUGGAUGGAGGCAUCCUGCUUGGAGCUAGCCUUGGAAGGGGAGCGCCUGUGCAAGGCAGGGGACUUCAAAGGUGGGACAGCGUUCUUUGAGGCGGCUGUGCAGGUUGGCACGGAGGACCUGAAGACCCUCAGCGCCAUCUACAGCCAGCUGGGUAAUGGCUACUUCUACCUGAAAGAGUAUGGGAAAGCCCUAGAGUACCACAAGCAUGACCUUACUCUCGCCAGGACAAUUGGAGAUCGAAUCGGUGAGGGAAAAGCCAGCGGUAACCUUGGCAACACGCUCAAGGUGCUUUGUCGUUUCGAUGAGGCCACCGUCUGCUGCCAGAGACAUUUGGAUAUCGCUCAAGAGCAAGGCGACAAGGUGGGUGAAGCCCGGGCACUUUACAACAUUGGGAACGUGUUCCAUGCUAAAGGCAAGCAGCAGUUGUGGGGCUGUACACAGGAGCCUGGAGACCUCCCCCCUGAUGUUAGAGACACGUUACAAAGGGCGACAAGCUUUUACGAGAUGAACUUGUGUUUGGUCAAAGAACUGGGCGAUCGGGCUGCCCAGGGGAGAGCAUACGGGAACUUGGGCAAUACGCACUACCUUUUGGGAAACUUUGUGGAAGCCAUCAAGUUCCACAGGCAGAGAUUAUCCAUCGCCAAGGAGUUUGGUGACAAAGCAGCAGAGCGAAGAGCCUACAGCAAUUUGGGCAACGCUUUGAUAUUCCUGGGUCAGUUCAAUACUGCCACGGACUACUACAAGAAAACUCUGCAGCUGUCGCGGCAGCUAAGGGACCAGGUGAUGGAGGCGCAGGCCUGCUACAGUCUUGGAAACACCUACACACUUUUACAGCAGUAUGAGAGAGCCAUAGAGUAUCACCUUAAGCACCUGUAUAUUGCUCAGGAUCUUACAGACCGGGUUGGCGAAGGCCGAGCCUGUUGGAGCCUGGGAAAUGCCUACGUGUCCUUAGCCAAUCACAAACAAGCACUUCACUACGCUCGGAAACAUCUGAAGAUCUCCAAAGAAAUUGGGGACAGGAAUGGCGAGCUGACCGCUAGGAUGAAUGUGGAGCAGCUGAUGGAAGCAUUGGGUGUUAGCGACGGUGACCUUUCACCUUCAAGUUCAGAGUUUGAGAUGCAAGGAGCGAGGCCCAAAUUCACCAAGAGAAACAGCAUGGACAGCGUGGAGCUGUGGAAGUUGUCUUCCUAUAAGGACGGUGAGGGUCACGAGGUGGAAAGCAUACCCAGAAGGUUCAAGAAUCCGACUGCACAAAUGGAAAAAGGGAAAGGCUAUCCCGACAGCCAGUCUUCGGACGAAAGGCCCUGGUUGGACUCUCCUGUGGACACAGAAGACAUUAAUUUGCAAGUCCCACCUCUGGUGCCAAAACUUGGCCGUGACCCUUCCGAUGAGGACUGCUUUUUUGACCUGCUCAGCAAGUUCCAAAGCAGCCGCAUGGACGACCAGCGCUGCCACCUCGAUGAACCGCACGACGGCAACGGGCGAGAUGGUGCCACUCUGAGUGACAUGAUCGAUCCCGCGAUGACCACUUCUCCCCAGACAGAGGAACUGUUUGAUCUGAUCGCCAGCUCUCAGAGUCGCCGCCUGGACGACCAGCGCGUUAACGUGGGGAACCUUCCGGGUCUCAGAAUCACACAGAACAACCUGGGACACCUAGUAGGCGAAGCAGAGCAGGAGCCCACUGACGACUUCUUCAACAUGCUCAUCAAGUGCCAGUCCUCUCGUAUCGAUGACCAGCGGUGUUCCCCACCCGAAGCGGGACCUCACGCCCCCACGGUUCCCGACGAGGAUUUUUUCAGUUUAAUCCAGCGAGUGCAGGCCAAGCGCAUGGAUGAGCAGCGAGUCCACCUGUCCAAUGAUGAGCAGGACAGCCCAGAAGAGGAAUCUCCUGAUCCCGAGCCACCUGGCGGGUUCCCUAGCUAG